CAAAAGUCGAAUUUCUGAUGCAACACUCUGGAAGAAGUCUUGAAUACGUUGGGUGAACGAGUGUCGAUUGAAGUAUUGUGAGAUAUUCGUAAAAUUAGCUAUUUAACAUCAUUAGAACAUAUUAAAAUUUCUGUAAAAUCUUCAACGGCUUAAUUUCACAUAUAAAAUGACAGAAGAAGAUUCGAUUUUUGAUCCCAGCUUGAAGAAAAAGAAAAAGAAAAAGAGAGGUGUAUUUGACAUUGAUGGUGAAUUCAAUGAAGCAGGUAGUACUGGUGAUGCUAAUGAAAUGACAGGUGACAAGGAAAAUCAAGAACCAGAACCUCUUAUGGCUGAAGAUGAUGAAACUUUGGAUUUGGAAAAUUUUGGAAAGAAAAAGAAAAAAAAGAAAAAGGCAUUUAAUUUAAAUGACUUAGAUGCUGCUUUACCAGAUGCAAAAAAAGAAGAUGUUAUGGAGCCACCAGUGGAAGAAACUGCUGUAGAUGAUAAUUUAGAUUUAGAUAUGGACUUUUCAAAAACAAAAAAGAAGAAGAAGAAGAAGAAGGAUCUAGAUGAACUAGUGGCAGAAGAAGAGCGUAAAGAAAUUGAAGACAAAGAAAAUGGUAAAUAUAAUAUAAUAUUGAUUCAUUUGUUUAUGUUUCAGUUGAUUUAUCUUAUUUAUUAUUUGUUAACAUGCUGCACUGAAUCUGAGCGAAGUGCAGAGUAUGUGGAGGAAACAAGUUUGUGGGUAGGAUCAGAUAGAGAUUAUACAUACGAUGAAUUACUUGUAAGAGUGUUUAACAUCAUGCGAGAAAAGAAUCCUGAUAUGGUAGCUGGUAAGAAGCAAAAAUUUGUUAUGCGUCCUCCACAGGUUGUACGUAUAGGUACAAAGAAAACAUCCUUUGCUAAUUUCACUGAGAUAUGUAAAACAUUACAUAGACAACCAAAACAUUUACUUGAUUUCUUGUUGGCUGAAUUGGGUACAAGUGGCUCUGUAGAUGGAAACAGCCAACUUAUUAUUAAAGGACGUUUUCAACAAAAACAAAUUGAGAAUGUGCUUAGGAGAUAUAUCAAGGAAUAUGUUACCUGUCACACGUGUCGUUCACCAGACACUAUUCUUCAAAAAGAUACUCGAUUAUUUUUCUUACAAUGUGAAACUUGUGGGUCUAGGUGCUCUGUAGCCAGUAUAAAAUCUGGAUUUCAAGCUGUCACAGGAAAACGUGCUGCUAUUCGAGCAAAAACUGCCUAAAGAAUUUCUCAUUUUUUCCACGGAUCAUAAAUUCUUUUUUAAAAUCUAUCUCAGCUUGCUUAUAUCGAAAGAUCAUAUUCCUUUAAUUUAUUACAUCAGUACAUAAAACAAAACUGAAAGUAUUACAUGCACCAACAAAAUAUCUGUCUAUUCUGAGUUUGUAUUACCAUGUUAAAAGUUGAAUGUAUAUACAUGGCAAUACCUAGAAAACUUUAUCUAUUCUACUCUGACACAUACAUUUAUUUUUCCUGUUAAAGUCUGCAGAUGAGUAAUGUGCAUUGCACUCUACAAAGUUCAUAUUAAAUCAUUAAAAAAAAUCAAAAUCAUCUUUUACUGGAACAUGUAGUUCAGCUAGCGCAUUACUUAUUCAUGUCACUAACAUUUUAAUGCAAUAUCUUUUAAAGAACAAACUGUUCAGGUAUAAAAUAGUAUAUAGUAUCAAUUGUUAACAAUGCAGUUAAACAAUUAAUAAUUUCUUAUAUUAUUUUAUUAAUACAAAAUUUAUAAUAUUAGAUUGAAUGCCACCAGUGUUUCAUAUAUACAAAUACAGAAAAGAAUGAAGAAUUUAUUCUUGUUCCAUUGUUUUUAAACAAUAAUGAUCAUAUAAGUAAUGCAUAAUGAAUAUGUCAAACUUCUUUCAGACCUUACUGAUGAAGUCAUUUCCUAGAUAAUAAUUUAUUCAAAUAAUGUAUUUACUAGGUAAUAAAUUUAUUUGGAAGGAUUUUGUUAUAUUCUUUAUGAUCACGAAUUAAUCAUAAAAAGAAAGUAUCAUUAUAAUUUGUAAUAAAAUAAAAAUUAUAAAUACAACUAAGAAAAAUAUUGUUAUAAUUAGUUAAAUUUGAUUCACAUCUACCAUUAUAAGUUUACCACGUGAAUUAUUAUGAGUGGAAAAGUGCAUUAUUAUUUUUUAGUAAUAAUAAAUACAAGUGUAUAACAAAUAAUUAUUAAAAUAGCUUAUAUUGAAAA
Molecule: messenger RNA, 2191 nt
Organism: Vespula vulgaris
Lineage: Eukaryota; Metazoa; Arthropoda; Insecta; Hymenoptera; Vespidae
Gene: eIF2beta
Product: eukaryotic translation initiation factor 2 subunit 2
Exons: 6
Coding region: 167-1225 (352 amino acids)
Biological process (GO): translational initiation; formation of cytoplasmic translation initiation complex; formation of translation preinitiation complex
Cellular component (GO): eukaryotic translation initiation factor 2 complex
Molecular function (GO): translation initiation factor activity; mRNA binding; translation initiation factor binding
Source: RefSeq, a predicted model, not a curated record